This is a messenger RNA of Penicillium cinerascens, 570 nucleotides long. RefSeq lists its product as uncharacterized. Bases 1 to 570 code for a protein of 189 amino acids. The transcript has 2 exons. Lineage: Eukaryota; Fungi; Ascomycota; Eurotiomycetes; Eurotiales; Aspergillaceae. The record is from RefSeq and is a predicted model, not a curated record.
AUGCCUUCGAGCCCUCAUUUCUGGAAUCUUAAAAAAUUCGGCCCCCGGAAGCCAGAACCUCAACUGCUUCUCCAACCGCCCAAUCAAGAAUCUCUAAAAUCCGGCAUAUCCCCAGAACUCCAACCCUACCUCGACCACCUCUCAACACGCCUCCAGCCCCUCGUAUCCUGCAUCGAAGGCCGAGCCCACCCGGACUUCCCAAACACCCUCCUCCAAUACCACCUCCUCACCGCAACCCAACUCGACAAUCUCGCCUGUCAUUACCACCAAAUCUCACCCCCAGUCCCAGAAUCCGCGUGCUACCCCAUCCAACGUCGUCGCUUCGGCCGCUUCAUCGGGCUACAGGGCUGCGAGUCCCCUGUUGAAGCGCAGGGUAUGCCAUGGGUAUAUGACCCGACGUUAGAUCACAGUGAAUCAUUCCUUGAUGAGGGAGUGAUAGAUCCGCCUUUGAUGGCUAAGACUGAGGCUGUUGAUCAGAUGCUUGAACGCAUGGAGCGGGAGUGGGAGGAAGCGUUGGCGUUGGCACAGGAGGAUGAGAACCGGCUAGGCCUAUUUUUAGGCUAUAAGUGA